Molecule: messenger RNA, 1055 nt
Organism: Vitrella brassicaformis
Lineage: Eukaryota; Vitrellaceae
Source: the annotation of a GenBank genome assembly
CGCGACGAGACUCACUCACCCACUAUACACACACAUACACACAUACAUCCAGCAAGGGCGGCUGGUACGUGUCUGUCUGCACACCCAGUCAGUCGUUGAAGGAAGGAACGACUGCAUCGUCUGUCUGUCUGUCACUGUGAAGCCUUUUCCAUGAGGUAGAUGCUGCCGAGUAUGUUGGUCUUGUUGGUCUCCAGGAUGCACCCGUUGACCACCAUCUCGUCCAAAAUGAAGUGCGCCUUCUCAAGGUUGAACAUUAUCUGUCAGUCGGGAGGGAGGCACACAUGACACCCACAAGGGCAUAAAUGUCUGUCUGUCUGUCCGUCCCACCCCCCCCAUGCAGUGCUCUCACGACCCACUUACGUCCAGUUCGCACUGCGGGGAUCGGAUCCAUAAAGGCAGACAGGCAAACAGGGCAUGCGACGCGACGUAGUACACACACACGACAGACACACACACACGACAGACAUGGUGAGAGUGAACCCGUAGCUAUCUAUCGUCUUUUGUCUGUUUGCUGUCUCUCUGGUCGACUCCCUCCCGCACUGACUGACCACAUUCUCAAAGUACUUGUCGAGGGUCUCCACGAGUGUGUGGAUGAACUCCAGAAUGGACAGCUCGUUCUGCACAUAUCACACACACACACACACACACAGUGCCAUUCAUUGGGUGUCCCGCACGUGCCGCCCCUCCCCCUGAUUGCCUGACCUCUCCUUCGCUAUCGACCCCGACGAUGAAGUAGAGCGAUGCGUAGCGCCGGUAGAUGACCUUGUACUGGCGGUACUCCAUAAACGAACACUGCACACAGACAGACGUAGGAUGACAUGGCAUUAUUGAUCUUGUGCGGUUUUCGUGGCUGUCCAUGCCAUGCACACGUGUGCACCUGCAGUUCGGUUCUGGAGAGACAUUUUCUGAUGAGUUCGCCUUCGAGUGCCACCCUUUCCGGGAUGGACAGGUAGUCGUAAUACUGCGACAGGCGCGUCUGGCCCUGCUUGUUGACCAGCAAGAUGAACUUGAUCAUCUCAUCACACUGCCUGCCAGGCCUUCUUUCCUCUCCCAGC